Molecule: messenger RNA, 2290 nt
Organism: Paralichthys olivaceus (Japanese flounder)
Lineage: Eukaryota; Metazoa; Chordata; Actinopteri; Pleuronectiformes; Paralichthyidae
Gene: bloc1s5
Product: biogenesis of lysosomal organelles complex-1, subunit 5, muted
Cellular component (GO): BLOC-1 complex; transport vesicle
Source: RefSeq, a predicted model, not a curated record
UCAGUCCGUACCCGGAAGUAGUAUUGCUUGUUUACAUCUCAGUCAGCUGACUUUCAUUCACGUCUUCACACUGAAGCCGAGAUGUUUCUUUACAUCUGAAUAACACGUGAACGUUAACGACACCGUGGUUUCUUCUGCUCAGCAGCUUUCAUAGGCAAUUUACUGCCGGUUAGCUUAGCAUCGUGGAGCAUUUAACCUGUGAGUUAGCAGUUAGCAGCUGGUUAAGCUAGCUGCUCUGCAGUGAAGAAAACUUAGUUUGAGCUGCUGACAGCGACAGAUCCACAGAGGCUGUUCAACAUGGACAAGAUAUCUAAAGAUGUGGGUGAUAUCCAGUCCCGUCUGUUUCACCACAGACCCAUCAUCAACGCAGAGAUCCGCUUCUUCGUGAGAGAGUUUGAGGAGAAACGUGGACACAGGGAGAGCAGACUGCUGAAGAAUCUCAAUAAAAUGGUGGUGGAAGCAAAUGAACAAAUGCAGCCCACAGAUUUAGAGGCUGUGAACCAGGAUUUGAUGUUCAACCUCACCAAACGAUUGGAGGCUGCUAAUCAUAUGGCAGACAGAGUCCAGCAGAGGGAGCUAGAGGCACAGCAGAGCAACCAAAUGCAGCUGAACAUGGAGCGUUUGAAAGAGGAAUGGGCAGACUUCCUGAAGGAGCAGCAGAGACUAAAGGAGGAGGUGGAUGAGGAGCACGCCAAAGCUGUGGGACAACUAAGCACCCACUACAGUGAAAAAAAGAUGGAUCUAGCUAAGUCUUCACCCCUCUAACCAGACGGAGUCUGUGAGACUUCGAGUCAACACACUCUCACUUAUUAUACAAACUUUAUUACGGACCUGGGUACGUCUGCUCUGCAUGUGCGAAAUAAAGGAUCGGAUAUGAUUGAUGUUAAAAGAGCCUCAGAGGUUUUGCUCCUGCACAAGAGUCAGCAUUUCCCAUAUCAUAAAUAUAUGCAUGAUUAACAAUGUGGCAAUUUCACAGGCCAUCAAACUCGUCUGUAUUUACCACAUGGCGCUCGCGUGGCACGCAAGUGCUGCGAGAAACGUCUGCAAUAUGUCAUUUUUAAACAAGCAAUCGUCGAAGGCCGUGACACUCUCUGCAAUUCGGGAUGUUUAAUGGAUGCCUGCCUGAAGGGUGCUUGAUGAUAAAUAUGCAUCCACCUCCAGUUGAAAAGAAUCCGAGAAACAAGCUCAAACAGAACUGCAGGACAAAUCAUCCCUCACCGGCUCCACCGUGUUUAGAACGUUCAGCAUCUGACAUUAACUUCAAGUCGCUUACGUUAUAAAAGGUCUCCACUGAAACCAGUUUGAAUGAUCAGCAGCAGCUGCUUUUGGUUUGCUUUGCCACCUCAAAGCUGAUUUUAAUGAGUCACAAAUCCAAUGUUUGCAUUGCUGGUUAAACAGAAGAAAAACAUCAGUCAUAUUCUGGUUUCAAUUUCCUGCUGGUCAUAAAAAAAUAUCCUCACGUUUUCAGUGGUUGUCAUGCUUUGUGCUUAGAUUGUUUAAAAUUCACAGGAUGAUAAACUUUCCAAGAGUUCAUUUGUGUUUACGUGCAGUUCAAAUACUCACUUUUGUGUUGUUUAGCACAGAGUAAAUACACUGUAAAUAUGAAUUACAAAAGAAGUUAAAUCAUCUCCAUGUGUCGUGACCUUUGAGCUGAAAACCCUGCACACUCUAAAUCAAGUGUUGUUGUUUUUUUGCUCCAGACAAUGGUGGGUUGUUGGACAGGUUAAUGGGUGGGUGGGCACACUGGGGACAUUCUUGGCAUGGCUGAGAACGGACUUCAUCUCAGACGACCUAAUAGAACAAAUAUUUUCACAUAAUUCCCUGUACAUCCCUGCCACACACUCUUUUUCAACUGCCCAGACACCUUCAACUGUCAAAAGUCCUGUCAUCGUCGGAAGAGGCAGGUUUGGAGCUGGCGUCAUCCAUCGGCUAAAGUAAAACAUUUCUGUAAGAGCGGAAUAAGAAUAAUAAAAUAAACCCACAGUGGAGUGAGUGAAUGCACUGCUGUAUCGUCUUUUUCCAUUUCGCUUGCAGUGACCCUGCAAGGCCGCUCUCUGGUCACUGCGCAUGUGCCUGUGUGUGAGUCUGGCAUCAGCGGCUCAGAGCGGGCACAGACAUGCCAUCAGAUGUUUGGAGGAAACAUGCUGCCCCGCGGGUGCUGCCCCUGUCUACGUCUGUGUGUGUGUGCAGGCCUUAUACCUCCGCCUUGGGAGGUAGCUGUCCAUCAGGGAGACAGCCCAUCAUCAGCUAAUGAGGAGUGACAGUACGGAAACAUGGCGAGCUUCUGCCA